Messenger RNA from Pyricularia pennisetigena, 426 nucleotides. RefSeq lists its product as uncharacterized. The record is from RefSeq and is a predicted model, not a curated record. The transcript is spliced from 3 exons. Lineage: Eukaryota; Fungi; Ascomycota; Sordariomycetes; Magnaporthales; Pyriculariaceae. The coding region runs from base 1 to 426 and encodes 141 amino acids.
AUGCAAUUCCCAUCCGCUCUUAUUUUUGGCCUUUUAAUCCAAUCCGCUGUUGCCGAACCUGGACAUAUUAACCAGCAGCCAGGUGGAUGUCCAGCCGGUCAAACUACUCGUAUUAAUGGCCAAUGCCCAACCGGUUCGUUUGGUCCUCAUGGUGGCAAAUGCCCUAUUGGUUCAGUACCUCCUCAAAGUGGCAAAUGCCCGGCUAGUUAUAAACCUUGCAACCUAGGUCAUUUAUCGAAACGGCACGGAGCAAAGUAUUGUCCCACGCGACGGUGGUCUUACCGCUGGAUUAGCGGCUUUGGGGUGUUGUCUACUUUCCGCUUGGUGUUAAGGCCUCCCAAAAAUAGACAGUACGAUUUUCCGGAGGUUAGCGUUCUAAAUCGGGGACCCCCCUGUUGGAUCACCCCCCCUGAUGGAUCACCCUAA